UGUGUGAGCUGAGGAAGCAGACCAGCAGAGCAGAGCAGCAGGGUCAGCAGGCAGGAGGACUAAUUCACAAUUGCUGACAUUAUUUGAAGCACAUUUAGAAUCUAGAUUAGUCGAUGGACAUGCAAGAACAUAUAACUGGUGAAAUGGGGACGAGUGACCUACAAUGUGACUGCUAGUCUAAAAGUAAGAAGGACGACAAAGAAUUGCAUUCCACAAUUUCCAGCAUCCCUCAAGUUGAUAAUUUGAUCACCAAUCUUCUUCCCUGUAACUACAAAUGAGGUAAUUCAAAAGACUGACAAAUAAGAAGUGAUAGCAAAUAUUCAAAUCUUCCUACGUCCUGUGGAUUUUUCAUCAUUAACAUUAUCAAAUCAACAAAGUAAGUUUGUGGGAUGGAUUCGCGACCACAGUCUGAAACUAAUUCGGGAGCGAGACGUCGGAUUGAUGAGGCCGAGAAUGAUAAAAACAAUGAGACGGCUUCAACCUCAACGUCAAUCGCUUCAUCCAUGCGCUGUCCUUCGGUCCUAAAAUCUUGUCCAGAAUCGUCGUCACUUGUGGAGAUUCAGUUGGCCAAAGUUUCUGAAAAAUUGGUCAAACUUAUCAAAUCAUCAGAGACGAAACGAGUCAGUAUUCGAAAUCGAUUAUUAAAUGGAGAACUGGAACCACAAUUUCUCGCUUUGGAACAUAAAGUCGUGGCUGCAGAGAAUAUUAGGACCUUGGAGGACUUGUAUGCGGACGUACAACGACUUCGGAUUGUUGCCGCAGAAGAUAAAGAACUGAAAGAAAACGAACUUAAAUCACAGACUGAAGUUUUUCAGCUGGAAUUUUUUAAAGAUGUUGUGGCCUUGUUGGAGACUGAGUUUAGCUGCGUGAUUUGCUGUGAAAUUUUCUUAGAGCCAGCAGUAAUAGAUUGUGGGCAUACGUUUUGCUCUUAUUGCAUCAAUGAGUGGAAGAAGGAAAAGAAAGAAUGCCCCAUUUGUCGAAAACCCAUUAUUAUUUGCACAAAGCACGUGGAAAUGCAAAAUUUUGUAACAAAAAUCCACACCAUGAUGUCCCAAGAUAUACAAGAUAAGAGGAACGAGCUAGUGAGCGAAAGGGAAAAUACCAUAGCGUCGGGAGCACGCCAACGUCCGGAAUUUGGUCUUGCGAAUUUCAAUGAAUAUUUGGUGCAAGAAAUUAAUGGAUUUUAUAACAACGUUCAAAUCCUUGGUCGUGAAGUAGCGUCAAUGGAUAGACAGGUAUACGUAUAUGGAUAUCCCCUUGGUCCGUUAUCUCCACCGGGUUUUGGAGCUUACGCUGGGGAAAUGGGAAUGCGGCCAUUUCGCUUGUCACCUGCAGCAAGCCCUCUGAAUACACAUAUGGAAGAAGUGUCACCAUUUAGUUCCGACGAUGAAGACGACGGUGGACAAGGGGAACAUGCUGUUGCAGCGUCCUCGUCAUCUGCAUUCCUAGUUACAGAUCCAACGCCAGCUCUCCCAGCUACGCUUAUUUCGUCCAUGUUUAAUAGUCCUUCCACUUAUCAUACUAGUACCAACAACAACGACGUUGUAAGGAAUUCCAGCUAUGGACAUCUUUGUCCUUAUUUUUCUGCACAAAGUAUGAAUAUCCGUCAGCCAACGUCAGGAGCAAGUAGUCUCUCAACCCCUAGUACAUAUCAUCAGGGGUAUCCAUGUCAUUUUCAUGCGAAUGCGAAUGCGACAAAUAACAAUUCCCUUGGUUAUCAUGGAAUGCCGUCUUCCUUCUAUCAGCCGCGUGAGGAACCGCCGAUAUCGAUCCUUCCACAAGCCGCCCAUGCCAACCGACUCACUAAUCCCAUCCGACCGCAACAACAAUUAAACCAAGUACCACCACCUGCUCAUCAAAAUUCGACAACUAAUAAUGGAUACUUUAUUAAUCAUCGACAUCCUCCUGCUCCUCCUCUACCUCAGCAAUCGUCUUCUCAAAUGCGUCCUUCAAAUCUAAAUGUAACUUUCAAUGUUACUAGUAGCGUCGUUCCUAAUACUUCUCAUAAUUAUGGAUUCAUUCCAAUGACCCCUUCUCGUGAACCAUUAACUGCUCCUCCGGUGCAAUAUGGAAUUUUUCCACAUCAAAUUUACGAGUUCAAUCAGCAGCAACGACAAACAUUAUUUGCACCGACUAUGUAUACCACCACAAUGGGACAGUCCCAUGCGGCACCGUCUAAUCAACAAACUCAACGUCCGUAUCAUGCCUAUACGUCACAGCCAUGCAGCCAUACAAAUGUCAAUGUUAAUGAAAGCAGCUCCGGAAGAGGAAGAGGCUCCUCGUCAGACUAUUGCUCCAACAAUUAUAACAAUACUGAAGGAGUUCAUCGACGUCUUGGACGAAGAAGAAGACAGGAAAGUGACACUGAAACUGAACACAAUAAUGUUGAGUUUUUGUUUGAUGAUGAAGAUUUGACAGAAGUAGAAAUUAUUGAAGAAAUUUCACAAGAGCCACCACCAACAUCGUCGUCAAUUUCAAUGGUAUCUCAAUGCGCAGAUAAUCGUAACAACAGUAAUAGUAUUGGCGCCACUACCGCUCACACCAUGACAUUUCAAAAUGAGAGUUACGACCCAUGCCCGCUUCCACCCAGACGUCAACGAAGGAACGAUCGUGAUGAAAGCAUUGCUGCUUCCGGUAGUAAUGUCCACAGUAUAAAUUCACAACCGUGUCGACGUCGGAUACCAUAAUCGUCAUAAUCAUCAAGGGCAAGAUACUGAGGACUUUUAAUCAAUAUUCAAUUUUGGUCAUCAUUAUUCCACCACCACCGCUUCCUUCUCGUCUCAACUGUUGUGCCAUCCAAUUAUACCUUUCAAAUUCGCAGUAAUAUUAUUAGCAAUUAGUAAUCAUGUCAAAAAUUAUGAGUUCCUUGACGCUCGUGCCUUUAUAGUUAUUGUUUUCUUAAAAUUAUAAGUUCUCUGUUUUCGAUUAUAAAUGUCCUUAUUGUAUCUGUUAACGGGCAUAAUUGGCAUAAGAAAUUGCUAUGAAUUUAAAUUUAAUACGGUUUACAUUUGAUAACUGGAAAUUGUUGAGAUAAAUUAUUGUUUAAAAAACACCAAGCUAAUAAUAAUCCUCAUGUUAAUUGUGUAAUCAAAUCAAGUUUCAGUGUGAUACUUUGAAUAUAAACUGCUGAGUUACCGUCAAAUGUAUUUUUUCUAAUCAGUAGAGGUGUCUUGUAUAAUUUAAGCAACUAAUUAUUGAAUCAUACUAAAGCUAACAAACGAAAAUUUGAUAUUAUUUAUAUAAUAAACGUAUAUGAGAACAUUAUUUACUACAUGUAGUUACCGCAGAUGAAGUGUGUAAGAAUUACGUAAUAUCCCUGUACCAUUGUUAUUGUAGUGAAGUGAAGUAAAUAAAGCGUAUAAAAAUCAAUUAA
Folsomia candida is the source of this 3373-nucleotide messenger RNA. RefSeq lists its product as uncharacterized. The transcript has 7 exons. Lineage: Eukaryota; Metazoa; Arthropoda; Collembola; Entomobryomorpha; Isotomidae. The record is from RefSeq and is a predicted model, not a curated record. Bases 390 to 2687 code for a protein of 765 amino acids.